AGAGCAGGGAAGAGCAAGACUUUUAUGGCAUUAUGACAAGUCACGUUGACACUCACCUUAAUGAAAUCUUCUUCCUUUAAAACCCUCUCAGAACCCAUCAAUUGGAUUUCAGUCCCUUUCUUCGGAUGCCCCUGUUUCACACAAGGCGAGCUGUGAGUGGAUUAGACUUUCAAUGAAUUCAGGGGACCCGCUUGGUCUAUUUCUCAUCGUCAUCUUCAAUUUAAAUCAAUCUCUGCCUCUCUCUAUGCGUGCGGAGUUUUUUAGUUGUUUGUUUUGAUCCGAGUGUGUUGUGCUGUAUUAAGAGGUUAAGACUCUGAAAUUGGUAUCCAACUCAAAUCCACCUCUUUUCGGGCGUUUUGGUUUUGAUUCUUGCGGUGUCUUUUUUUCUUUUCGGGUGUGAUCUUACCAAACAGUGCUUGUGUUUCUGCCUCUGAAAACCUCUCCCCAGUGAAAAUCUAGUGACAGCUGCAUCCAACUGAUCUCUCAUUUUGUUGGGGAAUUCACUGUAUGGAGAUGCCAAUGGCAACCAAGAAGCGUUCUUGAUGUUUGUUCUCUGCUCAUGUGGAAUUGCUUCUAACGACCAGCUUUCAAAGCUUGUGGCCUGCAGACCAUACAAAACUUCUUCUUACUUCUCAGAAAUCAUUUUAUAAAGCCAUUAAGCAGCAAUUUCGUCUUUCGCAGGUGGAUCUUAAUUCCUUUUGUUGUUCCGAUUUUCACUGCUGUUGCAUUGUCAUAUCUUGAAACCCAGCUUUGAUUAUUCUCUUCUUACAAUACAAUGUUUUACUUCCUAAUAUCCCUUCUCUCCUUCCUCAUCCUUUCCAAGUCCUUUACCAGUAAGCCUCUCUCUCUUGGAUUUUGGUUGAACCUAUCGAGUUCAUCAAUUUUGGGAUUAAAAAAUGCGGCAGCGGCUUCAGUCUCUAUAAGGUCCCUUUAACUCCAACUAUGCCGUUGAAGAAGCAGAUUUCAGCGUCAAAGUUGGAUGAUGAAGGUGAGGCAGGCAAGAUUUCGCUCUUGGAUUUGCCUGAACUGCCACUGGAGAGUAUCCUUGAGCGCCUUUCACCGGCUGAGUUAUGUAGUGUGUCAGCGGUGUGCAAAUCUCUCAGGGAUAGAUGUCAGAGUGACUAUUUGUGGAAGAGACUCAUGAAGAAGAAAUGGGGUAAAGUAAUUGGUGAUUCUGCUUAUCGACAAUGGCUAAGCCACAUAGCUUCCAUAAACACACACAGAAUCUUGCACCAACGCAAUCUAUUUGGUUCCUUUUCAUGGAUUAAACCGAAAUCUCAAAAUGGUGGCCUGGAAAGGAGGAGGGAUUCUGCCAUGGCCUUGUAUAUUUCUCUCACAAGUGGCAAGUUUUGGUUCCCGGCUCAAGUCUAUAACCGUGAGAAUGGUCAUGCUGGGUUCAUGCUCUCAUGUUAUGACGCCCAACUUUGCUAUGACUCUGGAACUGACACCUUUCAAGCAAGGUACUCCCCUCAUGGCCGAUGGGCUGAGGAAAAUAUACCGUGGGAAAGACUGAGAAUGCCACCUAUUGACAUUUCUCCUCAUGUUCUUUAUACCUCUGACUGUUUAGCUGACUUGAGACCUGGAGAUCACGUUGAAAUUCAGUGGAGAAGAAACAAAGAAUUUCCUUAUGGUUGGUGGUAUGGCGUUAUUGGUCACUUGAAAUCAUGUGCAGAGCAUGGGAAUCAUUGCUGCUGUCACCUUAGCGUGUGGGUGACAGAUACGGUGAUAUUGGAGUUCAAGCAGUACAACGCUGGAUCCCGAUGGAGACAAACGGUGAUAAACAGGAAGCACCACAGAGAAGAAGGCAACGAAGUGGAUGGUUUUUAUGGAGGAAUCAGGAAGCUACACAAUGAGGACGAGAUCGCAAGAUGGAACAACCUCUGGCCAAUCAGAACUGUGGAAUAGAUAGCAUGCCUCGUACUGAUGCUUUACAACUUUGUAAAUUUACCCGAAUGUGGGGCACAUUGUUCAAAGAAGUUUUUCCGAUCAUAACUGAUACACAGACUUCAUAAUUUUGUUAGCUCUCGCUUUGAAAGAGUUAUCUGGGUUAGGAUUUAUAGCUUGCAAACAUUGUGAUGCAAUUUAUGUACCGUCACCUGACAUAACAGAUUAGUGUAUAUGUUAGUUACUCAUAGUCGUUUA
Messenger RNA from Prosopis cineraria, 2142 nucleotides. RefSeq names its product F-box protein At2g26850-like. The transcript is spliced from 5 exons. Bases 943 to 1905 code for a protein of 320 amino acids. NCBI's taxonomy places the organism in Eukaryota, Viridiplantae, Streptophyta, Magnoliopsida, Fabales, Fabaceae. The record is from RefSeq and is a predicted model, not a curated record. Gene Ontology annotation, molecular function: protein binding.